Porites lobata is the source of this 1280-nucleotide messenger RNA. The record is from the annotation of a GenBank genome assembly. NCBI's taxonomy places the organism in Eukaryota, Metazoa, Cnidaria, Anthozoa, Scleractinia, Poritidae.
AUUAUUGAAUUAAUUAUUAUUAUUGAAUUAUUGAAUUCUUUUUGGUUUAAAGAUGGUAAAUUCAGAUGUCAUAAAAAGAUUGACUUGGCAAUAUUGGUGGACUGCUCAGCGAGUGUCACAGAAGACCAGUUUGCUGCGUCCAAGGAAUUUGCUUCGAAACUCGUAAAACACUUCGAUAUUUCAAAGAAGAGGGCAAACGUGGCUGCUAUCUCAUUCAGCCAGUACGUUCACACGAAAAAGGAUUUUAAAGAUGAUACGUCCCGGGAAUCUGUCUUGAAGGCGAUAGAUGGACUCUUCUAUGAAGGAUCCUUGACUAGACUGGAUUUUGCUCUUGAAACUUUACAGGGACGUACCUUCAACAAAGCUUACGGGGCAAGAGCUCCUAGUAAAGGUACUUAACGUGCAAGUGCUCUAAUGCAUUUUCAAGGAUUGAUGUUGAAAUUGAAACAUGUGCGACAGUGAUUCAUCCCCCGAGGGGCUACUCCGAUAAACUUCGGUUAGAUGUGUGCCGAUUUAGGACCCUAAAUCCUGACCAUUUUUAAGGAUAAGACAAACGAAAAAUUGAUACUCAACCCAGAAAAUGACACUUUAUUAAAGUGAUUCAUUUGUAGUUUUUAAGUUUGGUGGUGCGUCAGUUCAUAAUUCAUCAUAAGGUUUUAUGCCAAGUUGCCGGUUGGGAUAAGAACUAAUCCUUUGACCAAAGAUUUGUCGACCAAAAAACAUCUCGCCCGCUUGAGGAAAAAAAUUCAGGUUUUAAGGGCGGUUCAUAUGAAUUGCAAACCUAGACAGGGCAAUUCCCUGAAUUCUUACGCCCGCUCCUUUCAUUAUCAAUGGAGUUAAUUCACUCGUCGUGUAAUUCACCAUUUAACUUUCGCAAAGACUUCUAAGAUUGUUGCUAUGGAUAGGAAAAAAUUAGCCAUGGCCAAUAGGAAACUCAACAACAAUCCCAGAAACAAUUGCGGCAUGCAUUUCGGCUCCAGUUCCCUUAACGUUUCUUAAGUAGUGACACUGUUCUCCUCGCAGAUGUAAAGAGAGCUGUUGUCGCCAUAACAGACGGAUUCAGCACACGAGGAUUUGAGUAUACAAAAGAGCUAACAGACCAGCUGAAGCAUAGCAGAGUCAAGUUUUUCUCCGUGGGAACUUCUAAACGAGUGAAUAAACCAGAGUUGGACGAAAUGUCUAGUGGACAAGUAGACAUUCAUAAACUUAUAGUGGGCGUUAAAAAUCGAUCUUUCACUAAAGCUCAAGUGGAGCGCUUAGCUAAAGAUAUUUGUGAAUAA